UGUAGCAGCUACAACUGUUGCCCGGACAGUCCCAUUCAACAUCCCCCGUCCCACACAGUCUGACACAGAGGAGUGAGACGGCAAACUGAGCUACAGCGGAGAGAGAGAGACGCAGAGUGAGAGGAGAGGUGGAAACUUUACGCACAGCAUUUUUCAGUCUGGAUAUUCUGGCGCGUCUUUAAAGUCCACCUUGGAUGCUGCACUGGUUGUCCAUUGGAUUUUUGAUAUUGUAUUAAUUUUAGCACUGAGAUGGCAGCUGUGACUGUGUUUUCGUCGCACCUGUUCCUGUUAGUCCUGAACUGUUACCUGGCUGCUGCAUCGGGUAGGAUCCUGAAAACGGGCUCUCGGAGCGCACAGGACAGUGGCUUUCUCCAGUCCCCAUCGGACCAUUUUUCAGAAGACUCGGAUCAGGACAUCGUCUCCCAACACAUGUUCAAACUGUAUGAGAAAUACAACAGAGAGCACCGCCUAAGAGAGGGAAACACUGUCAGGGGGUUCAAAGCCAGCCAAGACUCUACUGGCCACAGGAUAGUAUACCACCUGAACCUUACAUCCCUCCAGGACUCAGAGGUCAUCCUCUCUGCCACAUUCCACUUCCUGCUUGAUCGGCACCCUCGUCACAAAGCCUGGUUCUGUAAACGCUUCAAGAGCCCAUCCUGUCGUUCUCAACCCAUCCAGGCUUCUCCGUCCAUCAGCCUCCUCCUUCACUCUGUCUCCUCUAGGUCAGGGAUCAGCCCUGGGUCAACGGGGUCAUUCCUAGGCAAUAUGACCUUCCACCCCCACAGGAGAGGGGUGUGGCAGAUGAAAGAUGUGACCCAGGCCAUAAAGAAGGCACGGGAAAAGGGUAAUCUCCUUGUGUCAGUGGAGUUGAACUUGGGGCAGCAGUACCAGAGGACACCAGAGGAAGAACUACCUGCUGGCAGUCUGCCUUACCUAUUACUGUAUGCUAAUGACCAGGCCUUGGCAGAACCCAACAGUGUGGCUGCAAGCCUUCAGAGAUAUGACCCUUUCCCUGAGGGAGGAGAGACCUCACAUUCCUCACACUCCUCUCACCGCCUGCACAACCCCAAUUACUCACCAGAGUUGAAAGGACGAGUGAGAAGGGAAGCCACUCUGCUCUCUGACCCCAUUCAGAACAAUGAGUUGCCUGAGGUUGACUACAGGCCUAAUGGAUACAGGAAAGAUGACCUGUGGGAGAGUACUUGGUACCUGACGCUCAAACCCAAGUCUAAAUCAGGAGGGAUGGAGAAGAAGAAAAAGAGCCAGGAGGAUGAUAGUGUGGCACAAAGUAGAGGAGUGCAUGACAGAGAUGAAGCUCAAGUACCCAAAGAUGGAGAAAGAACAUCACAAGUCCUCCAGCCUGAAGGGACAUCUGUGAAAAAGCCCAGUGACAAAGACAGUCGGACGCUGGCUGCUGGCGAUGGACAGGGGGGUGAGCGGAGAAAUGAAGGGAGGGAUGGAAAAAAGCAUAAGGGGAGAGAUGGAGGAAUGAAGCCUCUUUCACCUUUUCUGAGUUUCGAUGAGCGAACAAUGCGAAAGGCCAGGAGAAGGCAAUGGGGGGACACCCAAAACAGAGGCUGCUCCAGGAGGAACCUCAGAGUGGAUUUUGCAGACAUUGGCUGGAGUGAGUGGGUCAUAGCACCCAAGGCAUUUGAUGCCUUUUACUGUGCCGGCACCUGUGGAUUUCCCAUGCCCAAGGUGAUGAGGCCCUCUAACCAUGCCACCAUCCAGAGCAUAGUUCGUGCUGUUGGGAUAAUCCCUGGGGUGCCAGAGCCCUGCUGUGUCCCAGAGAAGAUGAGUCCUCUGGCUGUGCUCUACCAGGACGAAGUCAGGAACCUGGUGCUCAAGGUUUACCCCAACAUGUCUGUCCAGUCCUGCUCCUGCCGAUAGGAACGAGGACAAAGGGGAUAGAGGACAAAACAGGGUGGACAGGGUGCAAGAAAAGUGGGACUAAGAGAGACAGAGGGCUUUCAACAAACCGUUCCUCUGUUAAGUGGUUUCUUGAUACUGAGAAACAGAGUUACUUAGGCUGUUAUAAUUCCUUUUGGGACACGGGCCGUAGAGAAAUUACUUCCAUCUCCUCUGUCCUGCGGCAGCAGAGUUGAAGAGACACAUUGUCUAGCAUCUGCCUUAGCGAGAAAAGCAGAGUCACACAUAUGAAAUAAGGGCUCCACAUGUCUCAGUAGCCCAUUGUUUUGCUUCUACAUUUGAGAUAAUGCUGGGGAUUUCAUGGACAGAAAUCUUUGAAUGCUGUCUCCCUUUUAUCUCAGAAUGCACUUGUUUUUUCAAACGUGUUUUCAUUUUAUGUUUUUAUUGGACACACAAUGUAUGAAUAAAAGACUUUAUCGGUGUGUCAUUUAGGCAGCUUAUACCAUACAAAUGAUGAUGAAAAAAUGAAAAUAUUAAAUGCAUUUCUACAUUUUUACAGAUUGUGUACAUAUAUGCUUACAGUUAUGCUAUGCAUACUACUCCACAUUGUACAUACAUGCAGUGUUAAAUUGCUUGAGACAUAAAAGAGGUAUUGUACAUUAUUGCUCUUUAUCUAAAAAUGGAACUAUACGAUGAAUUGUAAAGAGAGCAUCUGGAGUUCAUUAACCACCCGCUACCCCCUCAUAACACUUCAAGAAUGCUAUAAUGAAACCAGAAAUAUUUUUCUAUAUUGUAUGUGAAACUUGGUUUAAAUGAUUUUGUCUUGGUUAUUAGGCUAUGUAUUAUUAUAUUUUAGGAGCUGAUAUUUUGUACAUGUGUCUUGUUUAAAUUAUGAAAAGGUAGCCACCUAUAAAAGUUAGAAUAAAGAGUAAUUUAAUCCAA
Myripristis murdjan (pinecone soldierfish) is the source of this 2811-nucleotide messenger RNA. It is a transcript of the gene gdf10a, whose product is annotated as growth differentiation factor 10a. NCBI's taxonomy places the organism in Eukaryota, Metazoa, Chordata, Actinopteri, Holocentriformes, Holocentridae. The transcript is spliced from 3 exons. Gene Ontology annotation, biological process: positive regulation of osteoblast differentiation. Gene Ontology annotation, molecular function: cytokine activity; growth factor activity. The record is from RefSeq and is a predicted model, not a curated record. Gene Ontology annotation, cellular component: extracellular region. The coding region runs from base 250 to 1890 and encodes 546 amino acids.